Messenger RNA from Chionomys nivalis (European snow vole), 2496 nucleotides. It is a transcript of the gene Abcd4, whose product is annotated as ATP binding cassette subfamily D member 4. Lineage: Eukaryota; Metazoa; Chordata; Mammalia; Rodentia; Cricetidae. The transcript has 19 exons. Gene Ontology annotation, cellular component: peroxisomal membrane. Gene Ontology annotation, molecular function: ATP hydrolysis activity; ABC-type transporter activity; long-chain fatty acid transmembrane transporter activity. Gene Ontology annotation, biological process: fatty acid beta-oxidation; very long-chain fatty acid catabolic process; peroxisome organization. Bases 398 to 2095 code for a protein of 565 amino acids. The record is from RefSeq and is a predicted model, not a curated record.
CCUCCCGGGGCGGGGCCCCGAGCUCUGCGGACUCUGCCCGGGGUGGGCAGGGGGCUGGCUCGGCUGGCUCAUCGGUCGCAUCCCGGGUGAUGGCGGUCCCAGGGCCCGCAGCCCGAGCUGGCGCCAGGUGAGCAGGGCUAGUGAGGACAGCCGGUAGACGAGGACGCCCUGUCUGGGCAGUGGGGAAGGUGUUGCUGUCCCGGUCGGGUCCUUUCUCGCAACUCUCCUUUCAGUUCUCCGCGCUCUUUGGAACCCCGGCUUCACAGAGUGGUGCUGACUCUGCUUCAUUCUUGGAACUGAGGACACUCUUCUGCCCAGGAUAGAUCUGCAACUUGUCCAGCGGUUCCUGAGGAUACAGAAGGUUUUCUUUCCUUCUUGGUCAUCACAGAAUGUCUUAAUGUUCAUGACGCUCUUGUGUGUGACCCUCCUGGAGCAAUUGGUGAUCUACCAAGUUGGCUUGAUCCCCAGUCAGUAUUAUGGGGUCCUGGGAAACAAAGACCUGGAUGGAUUUAAGGCCCUGACCUUCCUGGCCGUGGCGCUCAUUGUUCUCAACUCCAGCCUGAAGAGCUUUGACCAGUUCACCUGCAACCUGCUGUAUGUGAAUUGGAGGAAGGACCUCACCGAGCAUCUGCACAACCUGUACUUCCGGGCCCGAGUGUACUACACCCUCAACGUGCUGCGGGAUGACAUCGAUAAUCCGGACCAGCGCAUCAGCCAGGACGUGGAGCGGUUCUGCAGGCAGCUCAGCAGUAUGACCAGCCGGCUGAUCGUCUCCCCCUUCACCCUGGCCUACUACACGUACCAGUGCUUCCAAAGCACAGGCUGGCUCGGGCCUGUGUGCAUUUUUGGAUAUUUCAUCCUGGGAACCAUGGUGAACAAGACUUUGAUGGGGCCCAUUGUGACAAAGCUGGUGCAGCAGGAGAAGCUGGAGGGGGAUUUUAGGUUCAAGCACAUGCAGAUUCGAGUGAAUGCCGAGCCCGCCGCUUUCUACAGAGCUGGGCUCGUAGAACACAUGAGAACGGACCGCAGGCUGCAGAGACUCCUUCAAACCCAGAGAGAGCUGAUGUCCAGGGAGCUCUGGCUGUACAUUGGUAUCAACACCUUUGAUUAUCUGGGCAGCAUUCUGAGCUACGUUGUUAUCGCGAUCCCCAUUUUCAGUGGGAUCUAUGGAGACCUGAGCCCCACAGAGCUCAGCACCCUGGUCAGCAAGAAUGCCUUUGUGUGUAUCUACCUCAUCAACUGCUUCACCCAGCUCAUUGACCUGUCCACCACAUUCUCAGACGUCGCUGGUUAUACGCACAGGAUUGGAGAGCUUCAGGAGGCCCUGCUGGACAUGUCCCGAAAAUCCCAAGACUGUGAGAGCCUGAGCGAGAGUGAGUGGGAUUUGAGCAAGGCCCCAGGGUGGCCAGUCACAGAGCCAUCAGACACAGCUUUUCUGCUUGACCGGGUUUCCAUCCUUUCCCCCUCCUCUGACAAGCCCCUGAUCAAGGACCUGAGCUUGAAGAUCUGUGAGGGGCAGAGUCUGCUCAUCACAGGCAACACGGGCACCGGCAAGACCUCCCUGCUGCGGGUGCUGGGCGGCCUGUGGGAAAGUAUGAAGGGCUCAGUGCAGAUGCUGACUGACUUUGGGCCCCACGGGGUGCUGUUCCUGCCACAGAAGCCAUUCUUCACUGAUGGGACACUUCGGGAGCAGGUGAUCUAUCCCCUAAAGGAGAUCUACCCUGACUCAGGUUCUGCUGAUGAUGAAAGGAUCAUGAGGUUCUUGGAGUUGGCAGGCCUGUCCAGCUUGGUGGCAAGGACUGGAGGUCUGGACCAGCAGGUGGAUUGGAACUGGUAUGAUGUCCUGUCACCAGGGGAGAUGCAAAGACUGUCCUUCGCUCGCCUCUUCUACCUGCAGCCAAAGUACGCAGUGCUUGAUGAAGCCACCAGUGCCCUGACGGAGGAGGUGGAGAGUGAGCUCUAUCGCCUUGGCCAGCAACUGGGGAUGACAUUUAUCAGCGUGGGACAUCGGCCCAGCCUUGAGAAGUUUCACUCCUGGGUUCUGAAACUCUAUGGAGGAGGACGGUGGGAACUGACCAGAAUCAAAAUGGAGUGAAGCCAGACAUGGAUGCGCCAGGACAGCCAAGCCCUGGGUAGGCCUGCAGUGCCCAGGGCAGACAGUGGAGACUGGUGAGGCAAGGAGCCUCUGAUUCACCUCAGGUUCUGUGUAGGAACCCUAGUAGCCGCAGGCCCUGCCAGGCAUGUCCCUGCAGGGAACACUGAGGUCUCACCAGCGCUGCUCCUGUGAUUUUUUACGAAUGACUUCAGAUGAUGGUUGCUGAAGAAUAAACCGAAUGCACUAAAAAGUGCAAGAUCAGAAUGAGACGGCUGUGGGACUCAAGUACGCUGACUAAAUUUCAGUGAUAGAUUUUUUAAACUCUAAUUAACCACUUAAACUUUAUAAGUUUUUUUUUUAAAAAAAAGAAUAAACAAUAAAAACGUGGUUUUUCUCUACCA